AUGGUAGUCGAUGCAUUGAACCGUAGAACUGUUACUGAUUUGAAAGUGAUGUUUGCUCAUCUCAAUUUGUUUGAGGAUGGUAGUUUACUGGCCAAACUUCAAGAUCGACUAAAGGCAGCUUCGGACAAACAAAAGUUAUAUGUGGAUCUAAAGCGUAAGGAGAUUGAGUUUGCUAUGGGGGACUUGGUAUUUCUUAAGGUCUUGCCAUGGAAGAAGAUACUAAGGUUUGGUCGGAAGGGCAAGCUAAGCCUUAGGUUCAUUAGGCCUCAUCAUGUAUUGAAGCGUAUAGGACCGGUUGUCUAUCAACUCGAGUUACCUCUAAAGUUGGACCGGAUUCAUAAUGUGUUCCAUGUCUCUAAGUUGAGGCGGUAUCGCUUUGAUCCUACGCAUAUCGUCUCGACUGAGGAGGUUGAGGUUAGACCAUACCUAACUUUUGAAGAAGAGCCGGUUAAGAUUUUAGAUCGUGAUGUGAAAGUUCUGAGGAGGAAGUCUAUUCCAUUGGUUAAGGUGCUAUGGCGUAAUCACAAUUCUGAAGAAUCCACGUGGGAAACCGAGGAGGCGAUGUGA
Gossypium arboreum is the source of this 567-nucleotide messenger RNA. RefSeq lists its product as uncharacterized. The transcript is spliced from 2 exons. The record is from RefSeq and is a predicted model, not a curated record. The coding region runs from base 1 to 567 and encodes 188 amino acids. Lineage: Eukaryota; Viridiplantae; Streptophyta; Magnoliopsida; Malvales; Malvaceae.